GGUCCGUUACAUUUGGUUUGCGCGCUCUUACCGCCUAGUUCAGUAAUACCCCAACUCGCGUUCUCAUACGGUAUCGAUCCAGCGACACCACUCAGCGAUAUGAGUAGCCACGAUGCCCCGGAGUUGCAGCCGUUGAUCCCAUCUACGCCACGACGCUUGUCGACUUCAGGCAGCUCAGAUACCAAGCAGCUCGUAACCAGAAUUGAUGAGCCGAAUGAAGAAGACUUUGGGACUGGGCUGACGUACCCAUCACGCUCAAUUGAAGACGAUGUGCUUCCAGAGACAUCGACACUCGGCCGCACGUUGACCUGGCAAAGCGCCUACAUUCUUGUCAUCUCAAGAGUGAUAGGCAGCGGCAUCUUUGCUACUCCGGGCGCAAUUCUUCGCUCAGUUGGGAGCCCCGGUCUGUCACUCUCGCUUUGGAUUGUUGGCGCAAUAAUUGCUGCAUGCGGGUUGAUGAUCUCCCUAGAGUUUGGCUCGAUGCUGCCACGGUCUGGGGGAGACAAAGUGUACCUAGAAUUCACGUAUCGUCGACCUCGAUUCCUAGCAUCGACCCUCAUCGCCAUCCAAGCCGUUCUUCUGGGAUUUACAGCGAGCAAUUGCAUCGUUUUUAGCGAAUAUCUGUUAUUUGCACUGGGUGGCGAUAACCCCAGUGAUCUCCUUCGAAAAGGUAUUGCAGUUGGACUCCUCACAUUCGUUACCCUGGUUCAUGGUUGUUUCCCACGCUUCGGUAUCAGGCUGCAAAAUGUUUUGGGUUGGAUCAAGGUUGCCCUGAUUGUCUUCAUGAUAUUCUCAGGUGUCUACGUUGUCUUGUUCCGAUCAACGGAAGAAUCUGCCCAGAAAACCACUGGAGUGCUUGGAUGGGGAGACAUGUGGGAAAACACCAACUGGAAUUGGGGUGUAAUUGCUACAUCCCUUUUCAAAGUCUUCUAUUCAUACGCGGGGCUUGACAAUGCCAAUUACGUCCUGAAUGAGGUCAAAGACCCAGUUCGGACCUUGCGAUCUGUGACGAUGGCGGCAUUGAUUACCGCGUGCGGACUUUACGCACUUAUCAAUGUAGCAUACUUUGUCGUUGUUCCCAUCGAUGAGAUAAAGCAGAGCGGCGAGCUGAUAGCGGCCCUAUUCUUUGAACGAAUCUUCGGUGAGAGAGUUGGCAAAAGGAUCCUUCCUCUGGCAGUUGCUUUGAGUGCAGGAGCGAAUGUUCUCGUCGUCGCAUUUUCUGCGGCGCGCACAAAACAAGAAAUUGCCAGACAAGGCUUUCUUCCGUUUUCGGACAUACUGUCAUCUACAAAGCCCUUCAACUCACCUCUAGGCGGGCUCUUUGUUCACUACAUUCCUUCAUUUCUGGUCAUUACGCUGCCUCCCUCUAGGGACGUUUAUUCAUUUAUCCUGGAAGUUGAAGGCUAUCCUGGUCAAAUUCUAGCGUUGGCCAUUGCAGUAGGGCUUUUGUGGCUUCGCAUCAAACGUCCCGACAUCAAACGCCCAUUCAAGGCAUUUGUUCCAGCUGUGAUCUUACGAAUCGGCCUGAGUAUAGCAUUACUUGCGGCCCCUUUUUUCCCGCCGGAUACAAAGCCACCAAACGGAUUGUUUUACGCCACAUAUGCAAUUAUUGGUGUGAGCAUUCUCACAGCCGGAGUAAUGUAUUGGUAUGUCUGGACAGUCGCUUUGCCGCGUUGGGGAGGUUAUAAGAUUGAGGAAACAGAAGAGAUUCUGAGUGAUGGAACAACAAUCACAAAACUCGUCCAUAUAGAUACUUAG
Colletotrichum paranaense is the source of this 1758-nucleotide messenger RNA. Its product is annotated as methionine permease. Gene Ontology annotation, biological process: amino acid transmembrane transport. Lineage: Eukaryota; Fungi; Ascomycota; Sordariomycetes; Glomerellales; Glomerellaceae. The transcript is spliced from 3 exons. Gene Ontology annotation, molecular function: L-amino acid transmembrane transporter activity. The annotation marks the transcript as partial. Gene Ontology annotation, cellular component: membrane. The record is from RefSeq and is a predicted model, not a curated record.